AUGAGCGUCGGCAGCUCGUCGCAGAGCAUCCUCAAAACAGGAUCUUUCUCAGGCUUCCGCGCGUUGGAGGAGUUGGGCCAUGGAUAUCUGACCGCAGACAAGACCAUACGACACCCGCUAUGCGGUAACAAGGAAGGAUGGGGCCCGCUGAGCCCAUAUCGAUAUGAUUUCACGCCCUGCUUCAUGGACGUCUGGGUCAGCUCUGUGGCGGUCUAUGGGAUCCUAUUUGGAGCCGUAGCAGUAUGGUGGCUGGUGAAACGAAAACAGAAGACGGAACUUGGAAAGGAUUGGCAUUUCUGGACAAAACAGGCGCUCAUUGUGGCGAUAGCUAUAUCAGUUGCGAUCCAGCUUGCAUUCCAAAUUAUCAACUACCCAGAUGUCUGGGCCGGCGACUUUAGAUUCUGGACGAGCGUUCUUACAAUUGCUUCUCUUGGUGUCAUUUUCGCCAUCCAAUGGCUCGAACAUAGCAGGCUUCGAAAUCCAAAUGGGGUUGUGCUGUUUUACUGGCUCUUCAUCCUCAUCGCAUACUCUGUCAAACUACGCUCACUGAUCUCCCAACAAAUAUACGACAAGCACCAGCCGUAUUUCAUUGCAUAUUGCAUUGGGUAUGGGCUCUCGUGGAUUGAGUUUGGAUUAGAAUGGUUGGUCCCAAAGACAAAGAGUGCAUAUCAUGCUAUUGGAGACGAAGAUGAAUGCCCGGUUGAAUAUGCGACGGUAUUCUCAAUCCUCACAUUCAGUUGGAUGACACCUAUGAUGAAAUAUGGAUACAAGAAAUACUUGACAGAGGAUGAUCUUUGGAACCUGGCCAAACGGGACACAACCAAGGCAACCGGUUCCAAAUUCCAGGAAGCUUGGGAUAUUGAGAUGAAACACAAGAAGCAUCCAUCUCUAUGGAUGGCCAUUUUCCGAGGCUUUAGUGGUCCCUAUUUUCGGGGUGCCUUGUUCAAGACGGUCAGCGAUACACUGGCUUUUGUGCAGCCUCAAUUACUAAGGCUCUUGAUCAAAUUCGUUUACUCUUAUGAUACCGACAAGCCCGAACCGGUAAUUAGGGGUGCUGCUAUUGCGUUGGCUAUGUUUGCGGUAUCUGUUGGCCAGACAAUGGCACUGCAUCAAUACUUCCAGCGAGCUUUCGAGACAGGUAUGAGGAUUAAGACGGCGUUGACUGCGGCGAUCUAUUCUAAGUCCUUGAAGCUUUCAAAUGAAGGCCGGGCGUCAAAAUCCACUGGUGAUAUUGUCAAUUAUAUGGCGGUCGACACGCAGCGACUACAGGAUCUGACGCAAUACGGUCAGCAACUAUGGUCAGCACCAUAUCAGAUCAUCUUAUGCAUGGUUUCCCUGUAUCAACUUGUCGGGAUUUCCAUGCUGGCUGGUGUCGGGGCGAUGAUAUUCAUGAUUCCUAUCAAUGGGCUCAUUGCACGCCUCAUGAAGAAACUGCAGAAGGAGCAGAUGAAAAAUAAGGAUUCGCGAUCGAGACUCAUUGCGGAGAUUGUUAACAACAUGAAAAGCAUCAAGUUGUAUGCAUGGGGCAGUGCUUUUAUGCAAAAGCUCAACUACAUCCGAAACGACCGGGAACUCAAGACUCUUCGCAAAAUUGGCGCUGCCCAGUCCGUUGCCAAUUUCACGUGGUCGACUACCCCUUUCCUUGUCUCAUGUUCCACGUUCGCAGUUUUCGUUUUAACCAAAGAUACACCUCUUACAACUGAUAUUGUCUUCCCGGCCUUGACUCUCUUUAAUCUACUUACGUUUCCCCUGGCAAUAUUGCCCGUGGUCAUAACCUCCAUUAUUGAGGCUUCGGUCGCUGUCGGGCGACUCACCUCCUUUUUCAUGGCCGAAGAACUUCAACCAGAUGCGGUGGUCGUGAAGGAUGCAGUUGAGGAGCUGGGUGAAGAAUCCAUUACUGUACGCGAUGGUACAUUCUCCUGGGACAGACAUUCUGGGCGAAAUGUUCUGGAAGACAUAAAUUUCUCGGCAUGUAAGGGAGAACUGACGUGCGUCGUUGGACGAGUCGGAGCUGGUAAAUCAUCGCUCCUUCAGGCUCUCUUGGGAGAUCUAUGGAAGGCCAAAGGAGAGGUUACUGUUCACGGAUCAGUUGCCUAUGUUGCGCAACAGGCUUGGGUCAUGAAUGCUAGUGUAAAGGAGAACAUCUUGUUUGGCCAUCGAUAUGACCCCGUCUUCUACGAAAAGACAGUAAAGGCAUGUGCCUUGACGGAGGACUUUGCGCAGCUCCCGGAUGGCGAUGAGACCGAAGUAGGAGAGCGUGGAAUCUCUCUCAGUGGAGGUCAGAAAGCGAGGUUGACACUCGCCCGAGCUGUAUAUACCAGAGCUGACAUCUAUCUACUUGACGACUGCCUAUCAGCAGUUGACCAACACGUUGGCAGGCAUCUCAUUGACAAUGUCUUUGGACCGACUGGAUUGCUGAAGGGCAAGACAAGAGUUUUGGCCACCAACUCGAUUCCAGUAUUGAUGGAAGCUAAUUACAUAUGCCUGAUUCGAGAUGGAAGGAUAAUUGAGCGAGGGACCUACAAUCAAUUAAUGGCAAUGAAGGGCGAGAUCUCGAAUCUCAUCAAGACCGUCAGUAAUCAGGACCAGUCUACAGAGUCUGAAGGCAGUGAUUCUUCAACAACGAUCGAUGUAACAAAUCCAGACGAGGAUGAGGAAAAGGUCGAAAUGGAAGAGGCGCAGGAACGUCUGACACAGCUCCAACCUAUCCGGAACGGUGGACCCGUAGUCAAGAAGCGGAAGGAGAGCUUUGCAAGCUUGAGGCGUGCCAGCACCGCCAGUUUCAGGGGACCCAGGGGCAAACUUCGUGAUGAGGAGGAACCAACCACGAAGACUAAGCAAACCAAGGAGUUUUCUGAGCAGGGUAAAGUCAAAUGGAACGUCUAUGCCGAAUAUGCUAAGACGAGCAAUUUGAUUGCAGUAGCAAUCUAUCUACUCACGCUGAUCGGUGCACAAACAGCUCAGAUCGGUGGCAGUGUAUGGCUCAAGAAUUGGUCUGAGAUCAAUGGCGAAGAAGGCAAGAACCCGCGCGUGGGCUGGUACAUUGGCAUAUACUUCGCCCUGGGCACCGGAUCCUCCGCCCUUGUCGUUGUACAGACGCUGAUCUUGUGGAUCUUCUGUUCGAUCGAGGCAUCCAGGAAACUGCACGAAAGAAUGGCUUUCGCGAUAUUCAGAUCGCCCAUGAGCUUUUUUGAAACGACACCAGCUGGUCGUAUUCUGAAUCGAUUUUCAAGUGAUAUUUACCGUGUCGAUGAAGUGCUGGCGAGAACCUUCAAUAUGCUAUUCGUCAAUAGCGCUCGAGCCGUGUUCACCUUGGCGGUCAUUUCUGCGUCGACCCCUGUUUUCGUUGCCCUGAUUAUUCCCUUAUCUCUGGUCUAUUAUUGGGUCCAACGUUACUAUCUCCGAACAUCUCGAGAACUCAAACGUCUUGACAGUGUGAGUAGGAGUCCUAUCUAUGCUCACUUUCAGGAGUCGCUGGGUGGUGUCACCACGAUUCGGGCGUAUCGGCAGCAGCAACGUUUCGCCAUGGAGAAUGAAUGGCGGGUAGAUGCCAAUCUUCGCGCUUACUUCCCCUCGAUAAACGCAAAUAGAUGGCUUGCCGUACGGCUCGAGUUUCUCGGUUCGGUCAUCAUCCUUAGUGCCGCCGGGUUCUCAAUCAUCUCUGUGUCGCAAGGCAGUGGGUUAUCCGCUGGCUUUGUCGGCUUGGCCAUGUCGUAUGCCCUUCAAAUUACCCAAUCUUUGAAUUGGAUAGUUCGCCAGACCGUAGAAGUCGAGACCAAUAUCGUCUCUGUGGAACGCGUCCUAGAGUAUGCUCGACUGCCAAGCGAGGCUCCUGAGGUAAUACACCGAAACCGGCCGCCGAUCAGCUGGCCUGCAUCCGGAGCAGUAAACUUCAACAACUACAGCACUCGAUACCGAGAAGGCUUGGAUCUCGUACUCAAAGAUAUCAAUCUUGAUAUCAAGCCACACGAGAAGAUUGGAGUCGUUGGUCGCACAGGAGCGGGCAAGAGCUCCCUGACCCUUGCCUUGUUCCGCAUCAUUGAACCAAGCGAGGGCAAUAUCAGCAUCGACUCGUUGAACACAUCGACCAUAGGACUGCUGGAUUUGAGGCGUCGACUGGCUAUCAUUCCCCAGGAUGCGGCCCUCUUCGAAGGCACUAUCAGGGAUAAUCUUGAUCCUGGCCACGUUCACGAUGACACGGAGCUGUGGAGCGUCCUUGGACAUGCAAGACUGAAGGACCACGUCGCCAGCAUGCCUGGAGGCCUCGAAGCCAAAAUCAAUGAAGGGGGAUCCAAUCUCUCCCAAGGCCAACGUCAGCUCGUUUCGCUAGCCAGAGCCCUUCUCACACCGUCCAACAUCCUCGUCCUUGACGAGGCCACCGCCGCAGUGGAUGUGGAAACCGAUGCAUUACUACAGGCCACCCUCCGCUCGCCCUUGUUCUCCAAGAGAACGAUCAUCACAAUCGCUCACCGCAUCAACACGAUCCUGGACAGCGACCGGAUCGUAGUCCUGGAGGCCGGCCAGGUAAAGGAAUUCGACACGCCGAAGAAGCUCAUCGAGGAGCGAGGCCUAUUCUACAAGCUAGUCAAGGAGGCGGGGUUAGUUGACGGUGUGCGGUAA
Messenger RNA from Amorphotheca resinae ATCC 22711, 4620 nucleotides. RefSeq lists its product as hypothetical. Gene Ontology annotation, cellular component: membrane. The transcript is spliced from 12 exons. Gene Ontology annotation, biological process: transmembrane transport. The coding region runs from base 1 to 4620 and encodes 1539 amino acids. The record is from RefSeq and is a predicted model, not a curated record. Gene Ontology annotation, molecular function: ABC-type transporter activity; ATP binding; ATP hydrolysis activity. Lineage: Eukaryota; Fungi; Ascomycota; Leotiomycetes; Helotiales; Amorphothecaceae.